AACAAUGUAGAGAGGCAGAAAAAUACACUAUUCGAUCAUAGAACUUAAAAGAAAAAUCAGGCUAGAUCCGACCUAGGGAUCAACUCUCUUAACAAUGCUAAUACAUUCUCAUCGGAAGUUUCCCUAUGCUUCCCUUUGACUUUUUUAUUUUUAGACUCGUUAGAUUUGUACUUAGUAGACCAGAUGUGCACAUACAAUGUCGCAUACAGCUGCUUAAAAUUCUUCCAACAACACAAUUGUUCGUGAAACAUGAAAACAGUUAUUUUUUUCCCAUUUUAAACAUUGCAAAUGAUAUUUAUAACUUAAAAUAUAAAUAUAUAUAUAUAUUAGGGNUAAAACAACCUUGGCAAACUAGAUUUAGGGCAAAAUGGACAGGAUCCAUUCAAUUGGUUUCAGGUAACUGAAAUUGCUUGGCCUUUGAGGGUUAAAGAUGGCGGACAUCCAACUUCAAAGCCAGUCAAUUUCAUCAUUGCGCUCCUGUGGAAUUGUUUUGAUGUAAAUCUAAAGAUGAAACUAGUUUUGUAUCAUGCAGAACGUGGCACAAACAGAACAUUUAAUUUUGUCAUGACAUAUUCCAGGGGUGCAGAGAAAAAAAUUCCAGCAUAACCCCUUCAAUUUUGAGGAUGCAAUCCUAUUCAUUGGCUAUUAAUGAUCAUUAUAUUAUGUCCAUAUUAUGAAAACUGACGAAGGUCAUUGUUUGUGAUAUAUAAGUCGACUUUUAUUAUAAACCUCCUCCUAAUAUUAUAUUUAGCCUUACAACAAACUCAAAUCAAGUCUCUUCUGUCACUUGUCUAGAAGAUAUAGCCUUUCAUCUUAAUCUCGUCUGACAAUAAUCUUCAAGUUCUUGAUUGGUCAAGUAUUCCAUAGAAGUACAUGCAUCCUGACACAGAUUCAUUAUGAAUUUAAGAAAUUUCUAAAGCAAUUCAUUUAUUUAUCACUUUUUCGAUAUAAAAUAAAACUUACUGUGGCAAGUAUCGGGUACAUUUUAAUUAAGAAAGAAAUCUUUUAGACUAAGAGACACGUUGACCAUUUAUUUUACAUUUUGAUGUAAAGCUAUAUAAACAGCUAAUACUUCCCUUGCUCAUUUCAGUAUUCCAAAGAUAUUCCAGCCACUGAAUCCUUACGUAUUACUGUGGGCAAUGACAACUACAAGGAAAGGACCAGGAGUCCAUUGUCAGGAAGACUUGGUCCCCCUGUCAGCAGUUCCCCUUACAAUACACAGUCACCAAGAGAGCAUCGAAAAUCAGAGUCCGAUUCCUUUAACACUUUUGAUAGUUAUGGCAAGGAGGCCAAAUUCUAUGACCAGGGAGAUCAAAGGCGUGACAGGGAUCGAGGACAGGGGAGGAGUGGAGGGUAUGAAUCAGAUAGACUAAGAAAUAGGGAAUAUCCCAGUGACAGGUAUGAUGAACGAAACAAUGAUUUCAACAGAGAAAUGCGAGGCAGAAUCGACAAGUACAGUGGAGAGGACAGGUACAAAGGAGGAGACACCAGUCAUAGGAGAGGGGGCAGCAUUGACAGGAGGGAAGACAACAGGGGUAGUCUUGAGCGUCAGAGUGGAUAUAGAGAACCAGAAAGUGACGCCUUUUUCAGGGAUAUUAAUCCAAGAGAGGAUAGUGACAACAGAACUGAAAGAGAACUUCUCGGUGGGUACAGAGACUUACAAAGCAGGGAUGACUAUCAAAAUAUCACAAGGCGAAGUUCAGAUGAAUUGAGACCUAGUUUUCCUCUUAUCCCACCAGCGCCCAAACCUCUAAAAUCCAUUUUGAAAAAGAAGUCUGCACCAGAAGAUAGUUUGCCAGGUCAGGUCACAAAUCCAGUAGUAAGAGAAGAAAAUAAUCUGUUCCCCAUUAUACGAUCUACAGCAGAUAGGCAGGUAGCAGAUACCAGGACACAACAAAACACUGAAAAGUCCAAUAGAGGUACUCCUUUCGACGAUCGACUGCCAAGAUCUGAGGGCAGAGGAAGCUCUAGAAGUGGAUUACCAGGAAUGUCUUCUUACAUGGAUAUUGAGGAUGAGGAAAAAUUCUUGUAUGGUGAUGAUGACCAUGACGAAGGAAAAGAUCAUUCUAACAAGUCUAACUCUCAAAGACCCUCAACAGAGUCCAGGUCUAGAUCACAAGAUUCAAUGUACACUGGGGUGGACAACCGAUGUACAAGGCCAGAUUCAUAUUCAGCAGAUGAUCACUUUAACAGAAUGUCAUCAACAGAUGAACAAAGGAUCCGCAUGGAUUCUCAACGAAUACACGACCAGAGAAGUAAUUUAGACUCUCGUUUAAUGGGUCAUGAAAUAGCUGAUCAGCCUAUUAGACCCACUGCUGAAGAGCAACUGCAUUCAUCGGUGUCUUCUUUCCUCGAGGAUCAGCGGUUUAAACAUAAUUCAUACCCUCCUGCUCUUAGAGAUACUGUCCAAGUGCAAGAAAACCCUGUGGCCAUUCAGCCUCCAGGAUUUAAGCCAGACUUAUUAAGUCUAUUUACAUCAGGGAAUGAGCUGCCAAAGGUCCAACAACCUACCCAAACUGUUCCCCCAAUCCAACAACCUAUUCAAAUUACUCCAACACUUCCAUAUACAAGUCAAGUUCCACCUGAAGAGCCAAAGCAAAAAUAUGAUCCUACGAUUGAAAAUAUACUCAAAUCCAUAGGAUUUGACUUUGAAAUGUCAAGAAGAAUGCAAGAAAAGGCAAGCAAUUCAUUGCCAAUUCAAAAACCAAAAAAGGAUGAGGAACAAUUUGGUAUUAAUCAGACUGCAUCCUUCUUAGAAGGAGGGAUUUCUAAUGAUAUCAAAAACAAACUCUUUAACAAAUCAAAAAAAGAAGAAUCAAUAGUUGAUAUUCUGAUGCGAGAAGCUCGAGAAGGCCCAUCAAGAUCAACGGAGAAGAGACAUGACCGUGAGAAUGAACCUAGGGAAAGGUACAAGAAGAUGGAACCAAAGUCAUCAGAACAGGAUCGACGGUUGGAAAGCUACAAAAGAGAGAGAGAUACAGUUAGAGAUGCUGACCUCUUAGAUAGGGAAAGGAAGAAGGAAUUGUUACCAGCUGAACCAGUGAAGGAAUCCGCAAGUGACCUGUAUGAAGAAUCAACUUACGAAGAUCCAAGUCUAUCUACAGAAAGUCUGUCAUCUGGUAUAUCUUUCCAAAGACAUGUGACUCCCACAGAACCACAAUACCCAGCAUACAGUCAGCCAGCAUCUUAUUCACAACCAGGAUAUCCCCCAGAUAUGGCGAACUACACAAACUCACCUGUAGCACCUCCUACACAGGUACACCCAGGUGCUGUUCCACCUUACCCUGGAGCUCCCAUGGGGGCAAUGUAUAAUGCACCUCCUCAAUAUGGAUAUGGACAUCCUCCCCAAGGAUUUGACCAAGGUUCUUAUCCGAAUUACACAAAUUACCCUCCACAGGGUGCUCCAUUUCAACCCAGACAUAAUCCACCAAAUUUAGGUCCCCCACCUCAUGGCCAAGCCUUCCAUGGUCCACCUCCUAAUGUCCCAUCCCUCCGUGGUCCACCCCCGCCACCUCAUGGCCUACCCCCUCAAAUGAGAGUGUCUAUGACUACAGACCACCAGUCCAGUGACAGUCGCACUAGAAGUGCACGAUUAUCUCCUGUCAAAGACACUCUGAAGGAAGAAAUCCAGGAAAAAAAGACAAUCACAAUUGAAAAGAAAACUAUAACAAUAUCUCCAAAGGAAACCAACAGAACUGUUAUACCUCCAAAUCUUGACAGGAUUAAAGGUCCUGAAAAACAACCAACAGAUCCUCCUCCGAAGCUGCUCACACCAAAAGAAAGAAAUAUUAUGCUAAAGGAAAGUCAACAGAGGCGUCAGAAGAUAGAAACUUUGGAAUCAGAACUGCAGAUAUUGCGUAAACAGCAAAAUGAGAUGAUGAGAAAGAUACGCAGACAGAAAGAUGGCCACAAAGAUCCAGUUCUAAUACAGAACAACAAACUGCAAGAUGACAUUUCUGCACAACUUUCAAAACUUAGAAAAGCUGCAGAGGAAAAUUCAAAGAUUCUUAAAGAAUAUAAAGUUGACCCAAAUCUUCAGCCUGAUGGUGAAAAGGAAGGAACUUCUGAAGCAGAUGCUAAAACAAAUAAACCCCUUAGGAAUAGUCAGCAGGCGCAAAACCGAAAGAAAAAUGAACCGGUACACCAAGUCAAGAAGUACGAGUUUUUUGAUCCCGGAGGUUACUGGUGUAAAGUGUGUAACACAGACUCUGGUAGUGUAUACAGUGUCCUACAGCAUUUACACGGAAAAAAACAUCAGCAGGCCAUGAAUCCUUACGAUCGACCAUGGGUCCCCAGAGCAAUGAAGAGUCCAAGUAAACGUGUCAAAAAUGAGCAUCUAGAAGUGUUACCAGUUAAAGGCCAAGAGUUCCUGGUGCCCUGUAAGGCUUUCUACUGCACGUUGUGUAAGGAGUUUGCUGGUGACGAAGCUUGUGCUGACUUUCACAUUAAAACAGAUAGCCACUAUCAAAAUUAUCUGAAACAUCUGGAAAAGAAUGAGUUUUAUGAGCAGAGGAUGGGGCUAGAUAAAGCAGCAGGUCGUAGUGGAAGCAAAGAUAUGAAGAAUGUGAAAAAGGAAGACCGAAAAGAAGAUCGAAGGGAAAAGAAUGAACAAAAGAGGCAACGAGUUCAGGAGAAAGAAAAAGUGUGGGAGAAACCGGUGACUGAAUUAGACUUGGAACAACCUGCUAAAAAACCGAAGAUGUCACCAAGUGAACCAAAAGAUACUAAAGCGGUCAAGUCUGGUGAAGGUUUUGGCAAGUUUACCUUCACCCCAGUUGACAAAGACAAAGGAAAGAAAGAAGCUGAUAACGAUGAAGAGCAGGAAAAGAAAGAGAAUGAAUCCGGUCAAGACAGCAAAAGCAAGAUAGCAAUUAACAUUGUCAACAAGAUGGGUAUAAAACCAGUACCUGGUGCAAAAAUCUCCGGAAAGAAAAACCCAUUGCUGCCACCUUGGACUCCGGUUUCCAAACAAGAAAGUCAGAAACUGACAGCUGGGGUUUCUAAGGUUGAAGCCUUCCCACUGAGGAAAGGUUCUGGAAAAACUGAGCAUGCAGGGGGAAAGCCUUCAUCGCUGGACAUGUUCUUAACAAUAGAAGAUAAAUCCAAGCCGUUACCAGUGAUGAAGGAUAAGCCAAAGGUGACUGCACAGGAUAUUCUAAAGGCUUUCACUGGAAAACUUAAGGAUGACAAUGCCAGCCCAGCAGAAAAGAAGAACCAGACUGAUGGAAGUGAAAAGACCAACGCCAGCCCUGCAGAAAAGAAGAACCAGACUGAUGGAAAUGAAAAGACCAAACUGACUUGUGAACAGAAAGAAGAACUUGAGGACUUGAAAAUGCUUGGCAUCGACCCUAUUUUUGAGAAACCAUUAGCUGAGAAGAAAGUUCCACCUCCACCUUCCCAGAAUCUUUCUCUGCCCCCAAGCCAACAAACGCAAGUGGGGGUUGCUGAUAAUCCGGAAAAAGGUAAGUUAUCUAUACUACCAAUGAUGGAGAUGGACAUCCCUUUGCCACCGUCAGCACCGUCCAAGGCACAGAGUGUUGAAAAGGUUGCUGAAAAUGGUGAAGUCAAAGGUUCUGCAAUCAGUACCGAAUUGCCCAUGGACCAAGGAGAUAUUGUACCAACUCCUGCAAAGUCUGAGGAGGUAACACAGCCUACAGCUGAGAUUAAAUCUUCUGUCGCUGAAUUGGAGGACGUUAAUGAUGGAGCUAGUGACUGUAGUGGAUACAGCAUGCACAUGGGCAGCGACUUCGAGGUUGUGGACGAAUGUGAAGCAGAUGAAUUAUAGAGUUAUCUCCCUUGACCCGGAGUUGUAGGUGACAUCAAAUUUUAUGCAGAGAGAUUGUGACAUCAUCGUAGCUGUGGAUUUUUUAUACUAAAGAUGUGGACAUUUUAUUCCAUCAGAAAUAUGGAGUUUUUAUUUUAAGUUGUGAUCUUGGAUAUUAAAAAUUUCUAUCAAUCAUGAAAAUGUACAAAUGUUUCUAAACAACAAUAAACCAAGAAAAUAGAUGGAGAAGAGAUGAAACAGGAUUUGUUUCCUUUCCAGUUUCUCGUUACAGAUUAUACAAUUGUACAGGCUUUUGUGUUGACUAUUCGUGAAAUAGAAGUGUAAAAGAGAACUUUCAGUCAUUUAGCAAAAAGAUUUCAAAAUGCACGAGUUUGCAGAAAAUUGUAGUUGUGCUUGGAAUGCUAUGCGGAUGUGUUCACAAGAAAAACUGCAGAAGAGGAAAGUCCCAUUAUUCAUCAUUUGUGCUCAUUUUUAUCACAACAUGGGGGGGGGGGGUUCUGAGUGAAUAAAUGUUUCAGUUAUUGUGAUAUGGUUUUAAAAUAGAAUUUCAAAUCAAGUCAGCCACAUUUCAUCUACUUACUUUCUGAUCAUGAUAAUUACAUUUAAUGCAUGCAUUUGAAUGUGUCGUGUCUUGAUUUCAACCAUUCAGCCCAUCUAUGUAUUAUACAUUAUUAAAAAAUGUGGUAGAAUCAAACGGCGACAUUUUUUUAUAUUUUUUUAAAGGUCUGUUUUUCUCGCAUACUAACACUUCCAAUAAACAUUAUUUGAUAUGAUGACUUUGGGCUGCAAUAAAAGAGAUUCUU
Mizuhopecten yessoensis (Yesso scallop) is the source of this 6588-nucleotide messenger RNA. RefSeq lists its product as uncharacterized. NCBI's taxonomy places the organism in Eukaryota, Metazoa, Mollusca, Bivalvia, Pectinida, Pectinidae. Gene Ontology annotation, molecular function: zinc ion binding; nucleic acid binding. The transcript has 6 exons. Gene Ontology annotation, biological process: positive regulation of DNA-templated transcription; negative regulation of DNA-templated transcription. Gene Ontology annotation, cellular component: nucleoplasm. The record is from RefSeq and is a predicted model, not a curated record. The coding region runs from base 1433 to 5785 and encodes 1450 amino acids.